Acanthoscelides obtectus is the source of this 299-nucleotide messenger RNA. Lineage: Eukaryota; Metazoa; Arthropoda; Insecta; Coleoptera; Chrysomelidae. The record is from the annotation of a GenBank genome assembly.
UUUCCGUCUCUGCAGGUUGAUUUGAGGGAGAAUCAACUAACUCUUUUUUGGCGGAACUGCAGCUCUCCAUAGGCUUAUGACGAUAACCGAAGGUACUUCAUCGAGCAACCUCAUAUCUGCGACUUGAGAUCAUCUUUUUUAGCAAAGGACAGUGCAAAUGAAAAUCGCGAUGGUAAAAAGUUGUCUAUCGUUUUUCUGGACGAAACGUGGCACAGCCACAAAAUCAUGGCAGGAUGGCACUGUACACACGUCAAAACAAAAAACUGGCGAACGCGCAAGCUGUUGACCUCAGAGCAUGA